Messenger RNA from Oncorhynchus mykiss (rainbow trout), 4721 nucleotides. RefSeq names its product growth factor receptor-bound protein 2. The record is from RefSeq and is a predicted model, not a curated record. Lineage: Eukaryota; Metazoa; Chordata; Actinopteri; Salmoniformes; Salmonidae. Gene Ontology annotation, molecular function: protein binding.
CCUCCUUUUAUUGUGAGAGCCUCAGAAUGCUAGUAUUGUCUGUGGGCGCGGCAUCACAUCACAAGCUAUCAUAUUAGUGCGUUGUUUUUCGGUGUUGGUUAAUGUUGCUUUACUGCUACAUAGUCUCAGGUUCUCUAUCUGCGUUCUUAUUCACAGGUUUGUAGCGGCGUGCAGCGAGUGAGGGUAUUUGCGCUACUCGGAGUGACUGGUCAGACCAGGGGGAAAACGGGACCGGAGCUUUUCUGUUUUUUUUUCUGACAUUGUUAAUAAUUUUCAUAAUUCCUUGGAGGAAUAAACUCCAUUUAAAGACUUCAGAAGGGUACUUGUGCGUUCAUCAACAGCGCAUACAAGUGUUCCAACAAUCCUCACCAUGGAGGCCAUUGCCAAAUACGAUUUCAAAGCCACUGCAGAUGAUGAGUUGAGUUUUAAACGCGGAGAGACGUUGAAGGUUUUGAAUGAAGAAUGUGACCAGAACUGGUACAAGGCAGAGCUGAAUGGGAAAGAAGGCUUCAUCCCCAAAAACUACAUAGAAAUGAAGGGACACCCGUGGUUCUAUGGUAAGAUCCCCCGGGCGAAGGCAGAGGAGAUGCUGAACAAACAGAGGCACGAUGGGGCCUUCCUCAUCCGAGAGUCGGAGAGCGCACCGGGAGACUUCUCCCUCUCUGUCAAGUUUGGUAAUGACGUGCAGCACUUCAAGGUCCUGCGUGACGGGGCUGGGAAGUACUUCCUGUGGGUGGUCAAGUUCAACUCUCUCAACUCCCUGGUGGACUACCACCGUUCCACCUCUGUGUCCCGCAACCAGCCCAUCUUCCUCAGGGACAUCGAGCAGGUCCCACAGCAUUCAACGUACGUGCAGGCGCUGUUUGACUUUGACCCUCAGGAGGACGGCGAGCUGGGCUUCCGACGCGGCGACUUCAUCCAGGUCCUGGACAACUCCGACCCCAACUGGUGGAAAGGGGCUUGCCACGGCCAGACAGGCAUGUUCCCGCGCAACUACGUCACGCCGGUCAACCAAAACAUGUGAUUGGCUAAGUGAAUAAUGACAUGGCCCCCCUCGUCCCCCAUUGUCCCAUUUACACCCCCUCAGAACUUUGAGGGACACUUCAGAAACAGACCUAAAUGAGGAAUGGAAGAAUGGGAAGAGGAACAAAAAUCCUGCAAAUACACAGAGCAAGAGGCAGAUUUCAUUACUCAGACUCUACAGUUGAUUCUGUGGAUUCUUGGACACACGGAACAGAGAAGCAUUGCAAAGGAACCUAAGUUGAAGUAAAAAAACAAACACAAGGGAUCCGGCUGUAGCUCGACUCCGGCAACGACCUCCCUUCUUAUACGUUCUUUGUUUUCUUUCAUUAUGCAUAACAUCACCAUCAUAUGUUACAGUCUAUUAGACAAAGACAAUGAAGAAGAUGUCAGAGACCAAAGACUCUAGUCUAGUGUGUUAUUGAUCUCAACCCAGCUUUGGGAGAGAAGGACCAUGGACUGGAGAGAAAUUCUAUUGUUAUCGAUGUGUAUGUAUAUCUCUAAAUAUUUGUAGUUUGAGCCCGUUUUAGUGUGUUUUUUUUUCAUUCAUUUACUUGAUUUCUUCCCUAUUUGUAGACCUACAUAUUGUCGUUUUCUAGGAUCAUAUUAAUUUAGUACCAAAUGGAAGAAAAUAGACAGGGAGGAUCUACCUGAACUGAAUAAGAAACACUCAUUUUUGUUUUCCGUUGCAAAACGUCUUGUUGCGUUUUGAAACUGUGCACUAAUUGAUAUGACCCAGAUCAUGCACAGAGUCUCUGAGACAAGAAGCUAAAUGGUUUUCAUGUGAUUGGGAGUUAUGCAAUAAUCUCAAGACAGAAAUUAUAUUUCAAUAAUAUUUCAGGUGGAAAUCUAAAUCUAAUUUGGAAAAUGUCAGGAUUUCUACUUUGUUCUGGUGUGAAAGCGGAAGCGCGGCCAUCAGCUAGAACAAAUGGUGUCAUUUUUUACCCAUUUAGGCAUUUAGUGGCUUUCUGCAUUCUUAAAUGUGGCCAUCGUUCUCAAAAAAAUCAUAGACAAUGGUAUAGAGUUUUAUGUCCAUCCGCAAUCAAUAGACUUAACUGAUGAUGGGGCUGAUUCAAUAUGACCUAAAUGUAGCUAAAUUGGGUCGUAGGGGUUCUUUAUGGAGAUUGCUAGUGGUUGACUGGGUUGAAACGGCAGUAUCCUUAUAAUCAUUAGUUCUAUGAAAGAAGGUAUUGAAUAGUGCUACACUCACUGAUUUCACCCUGCGUUUGUGGAAGUUGGGUAGUGCCUUUUCCAUCUCUGCUGUUUUUUGUCUCUCCAGGUUGACCAAUGAGUGCUUUUUUAAGCAGCAGAUCGCAGAGAUACGGUGACCAAUACAAUGUCUCCAUUCUCCACACAUGCCGGCCAUUGGUUAGGAGCUACCUUAUGGAAACCCCAGUCUGAAUCUCUAAACCCGUCUCAGCUCUGCAGUCUCUUCUGUCUCACUUUCAAGUAUGAUCAUUCGAUGAAAGAGAAACAUAAUGUUUUGUGCCAGAGAGUGUUGUUAUGUAGUGUUUCCCUUGAGAAAUGACUAAAUGGUUUGAUGUAAAUGUGCAGUGUGGAUCUAUGUUUAACAGAAGGACAUGCGUAUGACAGUCUUGUUUUGUCUGAUUAUGGGACGUAUCAAAAGGGCUUUUGGAAUUCUAUGCGAUUAGAUGCGAACACAUGAUCUGUCGGUUUGGUUGCGUCUAAAGGGGGACAUUUUUUGACAGCGGGCAAAAAGAAGUCACAGAAAAAGGUAGUUUAGCGUUACCUGAAAGAGGGGGCAUGAAUUGUCAUAAAGACCAACGUAAGUGCUUGAUCUGGGCAACAUCUUAAGUAUUUAUCCUUCAGUCAGUGUCUGCUUGUGACGGAGGCAGAAUGGAAUCCUCCAUCUUGAUAAAGAAAAUAAAGGACCAAUGAUGCUGACAAACUGACUCUAGAUCAGAACGACUAGCGCAACGGGUGGGUCAAUGACCUCUAUUGAACUCUGUGUCCUCAACUCUCUACUUUGGACCUUUUGAGAAUCUUGAAGAGGACUUCAAAUGCAAGGAAUUCCAUAUGAUCUCUCCUCCACUCUGCUUGUUAUUCCCUAUCUACACUCUUUGAUUUGGAAAACUACUCGAAUAUGCUUUAUGGUUUGUUGAAGUAAAAUGGCUGAAAUACACGAAGAGGCAGGUCUGAAGGGAAUAUGCAGGGAGGGGACCAUGCAAGUUUUUCAAUGUUAUUUCUAGCCUGCAAUGAACUGCAAUGAGCCAUUCCAAUGAACUGAUAGUCUGAUUGACUUGCAGGUGUUUGAAAAUGCAAGGGCAGGAGAAACCUUGCUUACGUGGUUUCCUAAUGAACUGUAGCCUGGCUAUGUGUUGCCUUGCUGUUGUUGCAAAGCCCCCCCCCCGAUUCAAAGUUCACCAUGUCACACUAUGUAAAAAAAAAAGCACUAAAGUGUGACGCCUGUGUGUAUUUUCUGUACGUGACAUGUAUUUACCUCUUCAGGUGUGUCUGUAUUCUCAGCCAAUCAUAUGACAUGUAUGACCCUGAGGUUUUCCUGACCAUCUGAUCUGGAGUAUUUCCAAGUCAUGUCACGUGUUCAGGAAAAAUUCCUGGCCCUAGACCUUAUGUGAUUACAGGGGUCAAUGUUUCAGCAGGUAUAGAGUUGAGACUGGUAUCCUAUUGGUUGACUCUUGGCCUGGUUGAACCAGAUUGAACGCUGCGUUCGACAUUCAGUGUCUUCUACCAGGCUAGUUGACGCUACCAGACGGUUCAGUGUCUUCUACCAGGCUAGUUGACGCUACCAGACGGUUCAGUGUCUUCUACCAGGCUAGUUGACGCUACCAGACGGUUCAGUGUCUUCUACCAGGCUAGUUGACGCUACCAGACGGUUCAGUGUCUUCUACCAGGCUAGUUGACGCUACCAGACGGUUCAGUGUCUUCUACCAGGCUAGUUGACGCUACCAGACGGUUCAGUGUCUUCUACCAGGCUAGUUGACGCUACCAGACGGUUCAGUGUCUUCUACCAGGCUAGUUGACGCUACCAGACGGUUCAGUGUCUUCUACCAGGCUAGUUGACGCUACCAGACGGUUCAGUGUCUUCUACCAGGCUAGUUGACGCUACCAGACGGUUCAGUGUCUUCUACCAGGCUAGUUGACGCUACCAGACGGUGGAUUCCGCUGCUCUCAAGGGGCCUGAUAAAUAGGACCCAGUCCAAAACUUUAUCUAUUUACGCGGUCUCUCGGUUCCUGGACAGCCUUGCACUCUCCCAUGGUCAAUAUUUACUCUCUCCUCAGUCAGUCAGUCAUUCAUUAUAGUGCGAAGGCCGCCAGCAAGUGUACCAUUCAUUAAGCCUAGUUAAAUAUGACAUAACACUGCACUCGGCACUCACUAUUUGUUUCACUUCGGUGACAAUAGUCUCCAGUCUGCUACCAGUAUCAUUCUAUGGUUUAUUUCCUCGUCCAUUUGCAGCCGUCCGACUCGUUAUUCCGGAGUGGGAUCAUACGGUGGUUGACACCUAAGACGAUGUGAUUGUUUACCUUAUGCUGGAAAGUCUUUGUAUGUAUAUCUGACAUGGUUGCUUUAUGAUGUCAUUUCAUGAUGUGCGUGAAUUAAAAACGUUUCCGUUUUCAAACCGGAGGAUGAUGAUGUCCCUGGAUGUCUGUCACAGCAUUUAAUUUCCUUUGAACGUAGAUCGACGACAACAGAAUAAUAAAACAAUCACUAUGAAGAAGCU